AUGUCGAACAACUCGAUCGCUAACAACAACGCCGUCCGUCUCGGAGCUGCAGCCAUCAUCGGGACAGUGAUCAUUUACUUCCUCUGGUCUGCAACAGCCUCUAGCAGCUCCAACAAGCCUAAGGACCGUAGCUCCAACAGCUCCAAAACCACUACUACUACCACUACUACUACCAUCUCCGAGAAGAAGGCCGUCAAGGGUGUCAGCAAGGAGGUCACCGAGGAGCAACAAGACAAGAAGGUCAUUGACGAAGUCCCUGCUGUCAAGGCUGAGAAGCCGGAAGUGGUCUACCGGGAUAUCACGGAACAGAAGGAACAUGAGGAAAAGCCCCGGGAGAAGGAGCCUGUGAAGGCAGCAGAGAUUGUCCCCGAGCCCGUUCAGGAGCCAGUGGUUGCUCCCAUCGCUGAGCCAACGGUCGAGGAGGUAGAGGAGGAGGAGGAGGAGGAGGAGGAGGAGGAAGAGCAGCAGACGGCACAGGAGCCUGAGAUUCAGGACGAUUCAGUAGAGGAGUUUGAUGAGGAGCAUGAGAUCGAGCUGGUUUAUGAGCGCCAAAUCCCCGCCGCUGCUGUUGUUAUCCCUGCUGUCGUCCAGGAGGUCAAGGAGGUCGAACAGGUUAAGGAGGUCAUUGAAGAGACUGCCCCCGCUGCCGUUGAUGUGCCCGAGCAGGCUGAGGAGGAGCCCGAGCAGAUUCAGGAGCCCGAGCAGGUUCAGGAGGUCCAGGAGGAGGCUCAGGUCGAUACCCCCACCACCUUGGUUGGUGAUCAAUUGGAGCAUAUCAAGGAGACCGAGGAGACCGCUCAGGCAGUUGUUGAGGCUCCCCGUAAGACCGAGUCGUGGAGUGUCGUUUCCGAGGACAAGGUCCAGACCCUCCAGGAGGUCUCUCGUGUUGCCCAGCACUCUGAAUUGAACGCCAAGGCUGCCGAGUUCAAGCCAAGUUGGUUGCCCUCUGCCACUGUUGCCCCCGCCAAGCCCAACGGAACUGUCGACAAUGGCACGCCUGCCGCGGAGCCCGUCAAGAUGAAGUCGAGGUGCCGAUUCUGGCCCAACUGCACCAACAAGUCGUGCAAGUUCACCCAUCCCUCCACAUACUGCCGUGAUCCUGACAACUGCUCCUUCGGUGACCGCUGCAACUUUAUCCACCCUAACGACAUGACUGCUCGUCCCCCAAGAGACAAGGGUGACAAGAAGGGCGUCCGUCGCCCAAUCGCUGCCGGCGACCGCAAGGGUCGUCCCAAGUCGUCCGACUCGUCCGUCAACAUGGUCGCUGCCUCCCCCGUCGACGCAUGGAGCAAGUAA
Molecule: messenger RNA, 1296 nt
Organism: Linnemannia hyalina
Lineage: Eukaryota; Fungi; Mortierellomycota; Mortierellomycetes; Mortierellales; Mortierellaceae
Source: the annotation of a GenBank genome assembly